Cryptomeria japonica (Japanese cedar) is the source of this 1204-nucleotide messenger RNA. RefSeq names its product DNA-directed RNA polymerase II subunit RPB7. The record is from RefSeq and is a predicted model, not a curated record. Lineage: Eukaryota; Viridiplantae; Streptophyta; Pinopsida; Cupressales; Cupressaceae. The transcript has 6 exons. The coding region runs from base 287 to 820 and encodes 177 amino acids. Gene Ontology annotation, biological process: positive regulation of translational initiation; transcription initiation at RNA polymerase II promoter; positive regulation of nuclear-transcribed mRNA poly(A) tail shortening. Gene Ontology annotation, cellular component: P-body; RNA polymerase II, core complex. Gene Ontology annotation, molecular function: translation initiation factor binding; single-stranded DNA binding; single-stranded RNA binding.
GAAAUUUUCAAGUAAGAUUUUGAGAAGUGCAAAAUUAGGGUGCACAACUGCCGAAUCCUUUCCACUACGUUAAAUUUUGCACUGACAGAGAAGAAACAACCAGACAUUCACUUUGUUAUAAUCUGCCCAAAGCAAUUGGUCAAGCAGUUCUUGACGGAUUGCUGAAAGCAAUAGAUAAAUACUUUCUUGUCUGAACAGAUCGAUUUAUAUUUCGUCAGAAACCCGAAAUUUAUUUAGUUUCAGAAAUUCCAAACCCUAGCGUAAAGAAGAAGAAGAAAGGAGAAAUAUGUUUUUUCAUAUAGUAUUGGAGAGGAACAUGCAGCUACAUCCUCGCCACUUUGGACCACACCUGCGAGACAAGCUAGUCUCCAAGCUCCUUCAGGACGUGGAAGGAACUUGCAGUGGUCGAUAUGGAUUCGUUGUAGCUAUAACAGGAGUUGAGAACAUUGGAAAGGGGCUUAUCCGGGAGGGAACUGGAUUUGUAACAUUUCCAGUUAAAUACCAAUGUGUAAUUUUCAGACCUUUCAAAGGGGAGAUUUUAGAAGCUGUGGUGACAAUGGUGAAUAAGAUGGGAUUCUUUGCUGAAGCAGGACCUGUCCAGAUCUUUGUGUCUAAUCAUCUGAUACCAGAUGACAUGGAAUUCCAAUCUGGAGACACUCCUACUUAUACAACUUCUGAUGGAUCUGUUAAAAUUCAGAGAGGAACUGAAGUGCGGCUGAAAAUUGUUGGUACACGUGUUGACGCGACAGAAAUUUUCUGCAUUGGAACAAUAAAGGAUGAUUUCUUAGGAGUGAUCAGUGAUCCAAGCAUGGCAGUAUAGACAUUUGGUGAAUACACGAGCAAAAGUUGAAUGGGAGUCUAGUGGAGAAAUUAGGAAAUCCACAUGAUUUUUGCUAAGUAGAUUGCGUAAAUCAUUCUAUCUGUGUCAGUUACUUUGUAGACGCUACCAGGGCAAAGAAUGUAUUGUGUAUAGUUUUUUUUGUGUGGAUAAUUGUAAUUGUGAGCAUUUGCCUUCUGCAUCUACUGCCCACCGUGUUAUACAUUUGGAAAAUUGUUGUUCAGCACUUAUUAUUUGGCACAAGUUGAAUGCAUGCAGAAAAUAACUUUCUGUUGGAGAAAAAUGCCUCUCCACUGUAUAAAUGUCUAGUGUGAUUCUAACAUUGAAUUAAUAAGAAACUAAUUGUAAUUGCUCUGUUGAACCAUA